This is a messenger RNA of Danio rerio (zebrafish), 2488 nucleotides long. It is a transcript of the gene lss, whose product is annotated as lanosterol synthase (2,3-oxidosqualene-lanosterol cyclase). NCBI's taxonomy places the organism in Eukaryota, Metazoa, Chordata, Actinopteri, Cypriniformes, Danionidae. Gene Ontology annotation, molecular function: lanosterol synthase activity; intramolecular transferase activity. Gene Ontology annotation, biological process: cholesterol biosynthetic process; triterpenoid biosynthetic process. The record is from RefSeq and is marked provisional. Gene Ontology annotation, cellular component: lipid droplet; endoplasmic reticulum membrane.
AGUUUACAAGUUUUGCUCAAGCACGUCAAAGAUGACAGAGGGAACGUGUUUGCGGAGAAGGGGAGGCCCCUAUAAGACGGAGCCUGCGACAGAUCUCAGCCGCUGGAGGUUGAGUAAUGUGGACGGCAGACAGAGCUGGAGGUACAUCGAGGAGACUGACAGCUUGGACAGACCGCAGAGCAUGCUGGAACGUCACUCUCUGGGACUGGACACGAGCGAGUUCAUCUCAGCAUCCCCUGCCGCACACACUGCAGUAGAAGCUGCAUUAAAGGGAAUGGACUUCUAUAGCCGACUACAGGCUGAAGAUGGACAUUGGGCUGGAGAUUACGGUGGACCUCUUUUCUUACUUCCAGGCCUGCUCAUAACCUGUCAUAUUGCUAAGAUUCCUCUGCCAGAUGCAUGGAAGAAGGAAAUGGUUCGAUAUCUUCGCUCUGUGCAGCUGCCUGAUGGAGGCUGGGGCUUGCACAUUGAAGACAAGUCGACUGUGUUUGGAACAGCUUUGAGUUACACCACCUUGAGAAUUUUGGGAGUUGGGCCUGAUGAUCCAGAUAUGGUUCGGGCAAGAAAUGCUUUACACAACAGAGGUGGUGCUGUAGGCAUACCCUCAUGGGGCAAAUUUUGGUUGGCCAUCCUGAACGUAUACAACUGGGAAGGAAUGAAUACGCUUUUCCCAGAGAUGUGGCUUUUGCCCUCCUGGAUGCCAGCACACCCCUCCACAUUAUGGUGCCACUGUCGACAGGUCUACCUGCCCAUGAGCUACUGCUACGCAGUCAGGCUCUCUGCUGAUGAAGAUCCUCUGGUGCUCAGUUUAAGACAGGAGCUCUACGUCCAGGAUUACUCCACUAUUGACUGGCCAGCUCAGAGGAACAACGUUGCAGCCUGUGAUUUAUACACACCACACAGCAACUUGCUUACUUUCGCUUAUUUUUUCCUGAAUGUGUACGAAGCUCAUCACAGCACUAUACUGAGAGAAAAAGCAGUGAAGGAGCUGUAUGACCACAUUAAAGCAGACGAUCGCUUCACAAAAUGUAUCAGCAUCGGACCGAUCUCAAAAACGAUCAACAUGUUGGUACGCUGGUAUGUAGAUGGACCAACUUCACCUGCCUUCCAGAAGCACGUUUCAAGGAUUCCUGACUAUCUGUGGCUGGGUUUGGAUGGCAUGAAAAUGCAGGGAACAAACGGAUCACAGCUAUGGGACACUGCAUUUGCAGUACAAGCAUUUCUUGAGGCAGGAGCCCAGGACAUCCCCAGAUUUACAGAGUGCCUUACACAAGCCCAUCAUUUCUUGGAUCUGACUCAGGUCAAAGAUAAUCCUCCAGAAUAUGAGAAAUACUAUAGACAAAUGAACAAGGGAGGCUUUCCCUUCAGCACACGGGACUGCGGUUGGAUAGUUGCUGACUGUGUGUCAGAAGGGCUGAAAUCUGUGAUGCUUCUGCAAGAGCAGUGCAAUUUCCUCAAAGAGAACAUUCCCAAGGAAAGGCUUUUUGAUGCUGUCAAUGUGCUGUUGAGCAUGAGAAACCCUGAUGGAGGCUUUGCCACGUAUGAGACGAAACGUGGCGGGAAACUGCUGGAGCUGCUGAACCCGUCUGAAGUAUUUGGUGAUAUAAUGAUUGACUACACGUAUGUUGAGUGCACCUCAGCUGUACUGCAGGCAUUGAAACAUUUUCACAGCGUAUAUCCUGAGCACAGAGCAGAAGAGAUCAGGAGCACUCUUCAGCGGGGGCUGGACUACUGCAGGAGGGUUCAGAGACCUGAUGGCUCAUGGGAAGGGUCUUGGGGAGUCUGUUUCACAUACGGAGCCUGGUUUGGUCUGGAGGCAUUUGCGUGUAUGGGUCACACUUUCCAAAAUGGGUCUGUUUGUGAGGAGGUGAAGCGUGCCUGUGAGUUCCUGCUGGCGAAGCAGAUGGAGGAUGGAGGCUGGGGUGAAGACUUUGAGUCCUGUGAGCAGCGGCGCUACGUUCAGAGCAGUAGCUCUCAGAUCCACAACACCUGCUGGGCUUUGCUGGGAUUGAUGGCCGUCAGGUACCCUGGCACCAAAGUGAUUGAGCGUGGCAUUCAAUUAUUAAUUGAUAAGCAGCUGCCUAAUGGAGACUGGCCACAGGAGAACAUUUCAGGAGUGUUCAAUAAAAGCUGUGCCAUCAGCUACACCUCUUACAGGAAUGUGUUUCCAGUGUGGACUCUGGGCCGCUUUACACGACUCUAUCCCUGCAACGCUCUGACUGGAAAACUGAAACUGUGAGUCAGAAACUGAGGAAAUGUGCCUCAGAAAACAGUAUCUGACACAGCCUGAUCAAAGACGAUUGAAAACAAACCUGUCUGCUGCUCUUUAAAAGGUAGAACUGAUUUGUUAGAGUCAAUAGGAUAUUAUCUGUCAAACAUUUGAUUAAUUUUGUACUCAUUUAGCUAUUGAAGCAAGGUAUUGAUUGUAGAUGAUUUUGUUUUUAUAAUGGAUAUUCUGUACUCCUGUAAUAAAUAAUUGUAAAUAUUC